AUGGUAGUAGCUGUUGGCGUCGUUGUUGUCGGAGUCGUCGUUGUCAUAGUCGUCGUCGUCGUCGUCGUCGUCGUCGUCGUCGUUGUCGAUGUCGUAGUUGUUGUUGUUGUUGUUUUUGACGUUGUUGUUGCCGUUGUAGUAGUUGUUGCUGUUGACAUAGCAGUGGCAGUGGUUCGAAUUGUGUCUAUGCGUAAUUGGAAAUUGUCCGUCGCGUAG
This is a messenger RNA of Haemonchus placei, 216 nucleotides long. Lineage: Eukaryota; Metazoa; Nematoda; Chromadorea; Rhabditida; Trichostrongylidae. The record is from the annotation of a GenBank genome assembly.